Messenger RNA from Paraglomus brasilianum, 579 nucleotides. Lineage: Eukaryota; Fungi; Glomeromycota; Glomeromycetes; Paraglomerales; Paraglomeraceae. The record is from the annotation of a GenBank genome assembly.
AUGUCAAGAUUUGAAGUACUCCGAAACGUAGAUGAAGCUGGGCGUCAACUUGAAGUGGGUAAUGAUAAGUUGGAUACUCCAAGGAUUAAAGUCGGUUCGGUAAAACUUCAAACACGAGAUUAUAAUGAACUAGAAAAAGCAGCAUUAAAGAUAGCUGAACUGGCUUGGAUAUUAUUACAAGUCACCGGGAAUUCAAGGAAAAAUACAGAAUCGUGCUGUCUUCAGAAAACGACGACGUAUACCUACACAGAAAAAUGCCAAUAUUCAUUACCACCACUGUCUGACUAUGAGGCUGUUCCGUCAAAACUCUAUUGUACUUAUCAUGGAGAAUGUGAGACAAGUGCAGUGAGAUGUCCCAGUCAUAUCACCGCUCCGAACAUUUUUUGCACGCACCGAUUACAACAACAACAUCGAGUCGACCGCAUCUGUAAUUGGUACGUGGAAGGCGAACGAAUAGUCGAGUCUUCAGAAGAUUAUGUUGUGACAUCAAGACCGGAACAUACGCGAGAACUACUCGUCUUCCCACGCGAACAUAAAACUAACAAGCAAUUAGUCAAGUCGUACGACUUUUGGUGGUGA